GUGGUUGUGCCACGCAGUUUUGUGCUGCUAGCAGAGUUAGAAAAAGGCCAAUGCCCGACAGACUUCUCCUCAGUGAGUUGGGGUCUGGAACAGGCUGAGGACAUCAACAUGACAAACUGGACUGGAAUGAUAAUCGGACCUCCUAAAUCACCAUAUGAGAACAGAAUCUACAAUCUAAAGAUUAUAUGUGGUGAAAAUUAUCCAGAAAUGCCACCAAAAGCGAUGUUUCAGACCAGAAUUAACAUGAAGGGUGUAGACAGUCAAGGCAAUGUAGAUUUCAAGUAUUUCUCUUCACUAGCCAAUUGGCAAAGAAAAUAUAGUAUACAAUACAUAUUAACAGAAUUACGUCGUGCUAUGUCUACAAGAGAGAACAGUAAAUUGUCACAACCGCCUGACUCUAUGUACAAUCACUGAGAGGGUCAACGAAUGUGGACAAAAAUGUGAAGGUCGGACAAAAAUGUGGAUUUUGAAUACGAUGGUAUUGCUUGCUGAAAAUGAUUCGAGAUAUGGUCUUGCAUAGUACUAUAUGUCAAGAUCUGGAUUAUGAUGUAAUACCAUAUUAUAAAAUAUGGUUUAUGCAU
Owenia fusiformis is the source of this 581-nucleotide messenger RNA. NCBI's taxonomy places the organism in Eukaryota, Metazoa, Annelida, Polychaeta, Sabellida, Oweniidae. The record is from the annotation of a GenBank genome assembly.